GCCCAACCUCAGGCUCAGGCUCCAGCCAAAAGCGAAAGAUUCCCAUCCCGUCCUGCCAUCCACACCCUCCGUCCGCUCAUUACCUCUUCGAUUCUUGAUUCUCAUCCACCAUACUCUUCAGGCAUCAGAAUAUGGAGUUGUGAGGCAAAAAAAGUGAGCGGUUUGCUCCCGUUUCUACUGGGGGAAUGCCAUACAAUUUGAACAAAUAAUUUGUGCCAUUGGAUCAUUGGUGUUUCUUUCCUGGCAUAGUCCCACUCAUCCGAAUCGUCUGUUCCUUUGUUCAAUCAUUGGGUCCAAAAUGAGGUCUUCACUUACUCGCGUGGCCACUUUGUUUUCUGCGCUUGCGUCGGCAUCUCUUCUUCCUGCUUCUUCGCCUCCUGAUGCGGUUGCGAAAGACAUCACGACUGUUGCUGGUACAACAGGUAGUGGAUGCCACUCACGCAGUCGUGUUGUUGGCUGACGAGCGACAGAUCUUAAUCACCUAACCAUUCACUUCCAUGCUCCCUGCCGGGAAUGUUUUGACGACACAAAGGAUGGAGUGGAGCUAACCCUUGAGAUCGACUCCGCCGAAGAGGAGUGCUCUAAUUCUCCUCCACGUCUGAAUGGACUUCCUCUCAUUCCACUAAGAUCCGGCAAUGUCGUUGCCAACGGUCAGAUUUCCUUGAUGUCCAAGUCUUCUGAUGGCUCGGCCAAACGCGAGGUCAAUGCUUCCUGGGAGUCAACCUGUCUAAAGGGUGAAGCUUCCAUAAUCUCUGUUCGAUUCGAGGGAAUCGUCGGCAAUGACCCCUUCAAAGAUACCUCUGGAUUCACCACCUCCUUCAAGCAGAAAGGCCAACCCGCAGUACUGCGUCUCCAAGACAAACCUAUAGCUCAGGUUUCAGAGAACCUCUGUGACGAAUGGCUCUUGUCCGAGGAUAAAAGACUCUCCAUCACUCCCAAUGCCUCAGAUCCUACCUCUUCCCUUGACACCACAUUGCAAGCCGAGUAUUCUCAACUUGAAGAAUUGAUAAAUCAAAUGGGUGCCCUUCAUGAGCAGAUACGCACAACCGAGACAAAAAUUAUCUCUCUCCUCAAGCAAGAGUUCAAAGCUUGCUCAAGCAUGAAGUGCUUGUGGGACACCGCUAUGAGUGAAGUUCCAACCAUUGCCAAACUCAUUAGCUCUCACUUCUCCCAUCAUAGCAAUCGACAUGGUGGUUGCAAAGAUGGUGAUGCACAAUCACCGUGCUCCGCGGAAGUCCAGGAAAGCUUUGCGGUCGACAGCAUCUUACAAGAAGACGGUCCAGAGGAAGCGUCUGCUGCCGCUGGUAACGAGGAACCCGCACCAGUUUCGCAGUCGCUGGCGGAACCACUUACUACCACUUCGCCACCCAAUGAGCCAGAAGCAACUCCCCUCCCAGAAGGUCAACAUCGGCCUCACUUUCCAUUCAUGGGUGGGGAUCAUCCUCCCUUCCGACCACCUCAUGGUCCGCCUCCAGGAUUUCGUCCGCCAGCGGGACAUCAUGGUCCACCCCCUGGCUUCGGCCCUCAAAGCCACCCUCACGGGCCUCCACCCAACUUGGGAACUUUUGUCCCUGAACAUCGGCGCCUUCUAGAAUAUCGCAUAGGGCUUGCAAUCCUUCUGCUGGUACUGCUUGUCAUACUGUCUGGUCUAGUCAUCCGCGCCAUAAUCGCCUUCAGGGAUCCUCGACGACGGGCUGAGCGCGCAGCCCGGUGGGAAGAGCGUCGUACUAGGAGACUUUACCGCAAAGCUGCUUGUAAGCAUAAAUGGAGGACUUGGUGGAAAGGUUUCCGAAACCCAGGCACCAAUGACUACGAGGAGAAGCGAGAAAUGAUCCUUGAUCAAGAAAGCCUUCUAGAAGAGGGGGACGACGGAUUACAAAAGGAAAUCCGUACGCUUCGAAAUGCCUCCGAUUUCGUGAGGGAUCUAGUGCAGGCUGAAGAAGGUCGAUCAAGGUCGGGGUAUCGUGGACAUUGUGAUCGGGAAGGAUUUGAACCUGCGGAACUCGAUGCUGGCGUCGGGAGCAGCGGGCUUUCCGACAUUGCCCCAUCAUACGUGACACCUCCACCUCGAUAUGAAGAAGAGCUUGAAGGAGAAAUAGUGGUCGUCGACGAUUUUCGAUAUACACCCAGCAAUACGGAUGAUACUCCAGAAAGCAGUAUCGUUGAUUGCAGCCCGAGGCUGAGUUUGGAGACCGGCAGAUCGACUAUUGUCACCAAGGACACGCACGAGUGACAGCUAGCGAAGACUCAGUUUUGAGGAGUCCAUUGUUGAGGAAUAUGUGGCCAUACUGUCUCGCACCCGGUGCAUUCGCGGCUGAUCCGGACUGGAGAAUUUCUUUUUGUGGCGCGGAUCAUCUGAAAUUUGUAAAGUAAAACCGGUAAAACCGGUGAAUUCGGCGUCGUCGCUUGUAAGAGUUACAUUGCUGGGACCUAUUCGAUGUUUCCAACCUGUGGUCAAUCAUGGCGCAGCUUAUAAUUCAAGGGACCUCAUCCGUCACUUGGUGGGUGAAGCUGGGCUUGUUCAUGCGCGGACCUUGUCGGUUGGCGGCAUCUCCGAAAACAGACGGAGUGUUGAUGAUAUAGGCACGGAAGAAGACGAAAGAAUCCCUUUAUUUUAUUUAUUGAAGCAGCA
This is a messenger RNA of Cladophialophora immunda, 2632 nucleotides long. RefSeq lists its product as hypothetical. Lineage: Eukaryota; Fungi; Ascomycota; Eurotiomycetes; Chaetothyriales; Herpotrichiellaceae. The record is from RefSeq and is a predicted model, not a curated record. The transcript is spliced from 2 exons. Bases 665 to 2233 code for a protein of 522 amino acids.